AUGGGAAGUGGUGCAAGUGCAGAAGACAAAGAGCUAGCAAAGAGAUCAAAGGAGCUUGAGAAAAAAUUGCAGGAAGAUGCUGCCAUUGAUGCCAAGACAGUGAAACUUUUGCUACUCGGUGCUGGCGAGUCUGGAAAGAGUACCAUCGUCAAGCAGAUGAAAAUCAUCCAUCAAGCGGGAUACAACGAGGAAGAAUGUUUGGAGUUCAAAUCAAUUAUCUAUGGCAACGUGCUUCAGUCAAUCCUAGCCAUAAUCCGUGCAAUGUCCACCCUUGGCAUUGACUACAGUGACACAAGUAAAGCGGAUGAUGGUCGUAUGCUUUGCCACCUCGCCGACUCAAUAGAGGAAGGCACAAUGCCUCCAGAACUUGUGGAUGUGAUCAAGAGCCUCUGGAAAGAUGAUGGCGUACAGGCCUCUUUUGAAAGAGCAGCUGAAUAUCAGCUCAAUGACUCUGCUCCAUAUUACUUAAAUCAGCUGGAUAGGAUCACAGCAUCUAAUUAUAUUCCGAAUGAACAAGAUGUCCUCCGAUCCAGAGUGAAAACUACAGGAAUCAUUGAGUCACAGUUCUCCUUUAAAGAUCUUCAUUUCAGGAUGUUUGAUGUAGGAGGACAGAGGUCAGAGCGCAAGAAGUGGAUUCACUGCUUUGAAGGAGUUACCUGCAUUAUAUUUUGUGGUGCAUUAAGUGCUUAUGACAUGGUUCUGGUGGAGGAUGAGGAAGUGAACCGUAUGCAUGAAUCCCUUCACCUGUUCAACAGCAUUUGCAAUCACAAGUUCUUUGCUGCAACCUCAAUCGUUCUUUUCCUGAACAAGAAGGAUCUAUUUGAGCAGAAAAUCAAAAAAGUUCAUUUAAGCAUCUGUUUCCCGGACUAUGAUGGUAAUAACUCAUAUGACGAUGCAGGAAAUUAUAUUAAAUUACAGUUCCUUGAUUUAAACAUGCGGAAAGAUACCAAGGAGAUCUACGCUCACAUGACCUGUGCCACAGACACACAAAAUGUUAAAUUUGUGUUUGAUGCUGUGACUGAUAUCGUCAUCAAGGAGACGCUUAAAGACUGUGGACUGUUUUAAAGUACAUGGCAGAUCCUUGA
Molecule: messenger RNA, 1085 nt
Organism: Nanorana parkeri
Lineage: Eukaryota; Metazoa; Chordata; Amphibia; Anura; Dicroglossidae
Gene: GNAT2
Product: G protein subunit alpha transducin 2
Exons: 8
Coding region: 1-1065 (354 amino acids)
Biological process (GO): detection of chemical stimulus involved in sensory perception of bitter taste; adenylate cyclase-modulating G protein-coupled receptor signaling pathway
Cellular component (GO): photoreceptor outer segment; heterotrimeric G-protein complex; photoreceptor inner segment
Molecular function (GO): GTP binding; G-protein beta/gamma-subunit complex binding; G protein-coupled receptor binding
Source: RefSeq, a predicted model, not a curated record